UCUCCAUAACCCUAACAUCGACUCCAUAAUGCCUCAAAAUAAGAAAAAAAAGUGAAAUUCUCCUCUCCUCUUUCCUUUGUUCUCCAGAUUUUGAUUUAGGGUUUACGAUUUUUCCUUUUUUCUGAUUUCAUUGUCGCUUCUCCAUUUAGAGGGGAUUAUUAUUAAUGUUAUUAUUGUUUUUGCUUUUUAAUAUUCGAAGUUAAGAAGUAUCUUCCUUUUUCUUCAACGAGGUAUAUAUAUAUAUUGGAGAAAUGGCGACAGCAGAAGCAGCACCAGCCACUCUUGGUCCAAGAUAUGCACCUGAUGAUCCUACUCUACCGAAACCGUGGAAGGGGCUGAUUGAUGGAAGCACUGGCCUGCUGUAUUAUUGGAAUCCUGAGACCAACGUCACCCAGUAUGAAAGACCUGCUAGUUUGCCUCCACCCUUGCCACCUGGUCCCCCUCCUGCGGUUUCCACACCUAAGCUAGCUCCAAUUCCAGUUGCGCACUCAGUGCAACCUAAUGGUGUGGUGGCACAGAUGGCCCAAAAGCAAGUCCCCCAGGGUGCACAACAGCAGGGGCAACAAAUGAGCCAGUUACCUGAACAGCAAGGUUCAAUGGCACUGCAUGUUUCUGACCAGCAGGGACAACAACAACCAAGUUCACAAAUGGGACAGCCCAUACAACAACCUGGGCAGUUCAUUCCACAGCAAAAUAGGCCACUGGUAAUUCAACAUUCAAAUCAGCAAAUGAUGUCUCAAAUGGGGCAGCAAAUGCCUCAACAGCCAAGUCAGCAUUUGCCACAGCAGCAAGGCCAGCAACCAGGACCGCUGAUGCCCCAACAGGCCAUUCAUCAGAUGCCUCAGCAGCUAGGGCAGCAAACAAUGCAACAUCAGAACUCUCAAAUGGCACAACCCCAAGGACAUCAAUAUGCACAUCAGCAUUUGCAGUAUAUGGCAUAUCAACAAAGCGUGCUUCCAAAGGGGCAACAAAGUUCUCAGCUGCAUGGUGCACAGGGUCAACAGUAUCCAAAUCAAGAGGAUUAUAAGGCAGCACCUCCCAAAAGGGAGGAUGUUGAUUUUCAACUAGCAAAUCAAACUGGGUUUUCUUCUUCCCAGUUUCAACAGAUGGGCACGUCAUCUUCUCAGAAUGUCUCGUCUGGAACCAAUUCGGUACAGAUGCCACAGACAGGUUUAUAUAUGGGUCAAGCUCAGCAGUUUACUGGCUCUUUCAUCAAUAUGCAGCAGCCAACCCCUAUGGCACAUUCACAACAGUCUGGAGCAGAUUUGGUUCACCAGCAGCAGGGUCGUAGGUUUCAGAAUCAUAUGGGCCCUGGCGUCAUGCAGUCUAAUAUUCCUCCAUCGGGUUUAAACACCAGUUAUGAAGAUAAUCUACAUGGCAGGACCGGAAAUGAUUACUACUUAAAUGGUACCAAAGAUGGGCCAAUGAUGGGUCCACAGCAGCCCUCACUUUCAGCUAGACCCAUGGAGAUGAGGGUGGGUGGUCUGCCACCUCAAAAUGUCAUACCUGGUCAUGGUGGGGGAUUCAAUGCUAUAGCAGGGCAUGUGCAUAACAUGUAUGGUCAUGCUGGUCCACCUUUCAAUAAUGCCUUGAUGAGGCCCACAUUUGUUGGAUCUGCAGAUACUGCUAAUCUGUCUCCAGCUGAAGCAUAUCGUAAACAGCAUGAAGUCACGGCAACGGGAGACAAUGUUCGACCAUUCAUAAGAUUGAAGACACUGGUUUCCUCCGAGAUACUGAGAGAGAUCCAUUCUGCUGGUUUCUCAUCUCCCACACCGAUACAAGCACAAACAUGGCCCAUUGCACUACAAAGUCGGGAUAUAGUGGCAAUUGCUAAAACAGGUUCUGGUAAAACAUUGGGCUACUUGAUUCCUGCCUUCAUUCUUCUGAGGCAACGACAUAAUAACCCUCAGAAUGGCCCAACAGUGUUGGUUUUGGCUCCAACACGGGAGCUUGCUACACAAAUACAAGAAGAGGCCAUUAAAUUUGGCCGAUCUUCAAGAGUCUCUUGCACGUGCUUGUACGGUGGAGCUCCAAAGGCUACUCAAUUGAAAGAGUUAGAUCGAGGAGCUGAUAUUGUAGUGGCAACUCCAGGUCGGCUAAAUGACAUCCUUGAAAUGAGGAAGAUUGACUUUGGGCAGGUUUCACUCCUCGUUCUAGAUGAGGCAGAUCGAAUGCUUGAUAUGGGUUUUGAGCCCCAGAUCCGCAAGAUUGUAAAUGAGAUACCUCCUCGCAGACAAACUCUGAUGUACACGGCAACCUGGCCCAAAGAAGUUAGAAAAAUAGCAAGUGACCUCCUUGUCAAUCCUGUCCAGGUGAAUAUUGGCAGUGUUGAUGAGCUUGCUGCCAAUAAGGCUAUCACACAGUAUGUUGAGGUCGUUCCCCAGAUGGAGAAGGAGAGGCGCCUGGAGCAGAUUCUCAAAGCUCAAGAACGUGGUUCAAAGGUUAUUAUUUUUGCUCCACUGAGGUUGUGUGACCAGCUUGCUCGUAGUCUUGAACGUAACUUUGGAGCUGCUGCAUUCCAUGGUGAUAAAUCUCAGAAUGAAAGGGACUGGGUUUUGAGUCAGUUCCGAACUGGGAAAUCCCCAAUAUUAGUUGCUACUGAUGUUGCUGCCCGUGGGCUUGACAUAAAAGAUAUAAGGGUGGUUGUUAAUUAUGAUUUCCCUACUGGGAUUGAGGACUAUGUUCACCGAAGAAGAACUGGACGAGCAGGCAACUGGUGUGUCUACACCUUUUUCUCUGAGCAGGACUGGAAGUAUGCCCCUGAUUUGAUUCAGUUCUGGAGAGAGCUAACCAGCAUGUGCCCCCUGAGGUACGAGAGAUAGCUUCUCGUGGUGGGCCUGGUUUUGGGAAGGAUCGAGGUGGGAUGA
Molecule: messenger RNA, 2867 nt
Organism: Theobroma umbraticum
Lineage: Eukaryota; Viridiplantae; Streptophyta; Magnoliopsida; Malvales; Malvaceae
Product: DEAD box RNA helicase family protein
Molecular function (GO): protein binding; nucleic acid binding; ATP binding
Source: RefSeq, a predicted model, not a curated record